GGGUAGAGCCUAGGGAAGCUUAAGUGUCAAAGUCAAACAAACCUGGAUCGUUUGGAUCAGACGAUUGCAUUAUAGUCAUCACCAUCGUCAUCGUCAUCAUCAUCUGCCCAUCAGGAGCGUUUGGAUUAAACCCUGUAAAACAGAGCCUGUCGGUGGACUGUUUCAGGCUGUUCUCAGGAGUCAUGAACUCUCUCUCCGGUAAGAGUAUGCUGUCCCUGUGCAGGGUUUUCUCAGGUGCCCAGUCUGCUGCCCUCAUAGGGGCUGUGAGGGUCUGUCACUCAGGCGUGAGCACCAAGGGCUCUGCCUUCACCAAAAAGCGUGGCUAUGACAUUACCAGGAACCCACACUUAAACAAAGGCAUGGCGUUCACCCUGGAGGAGAGGUUACAGCUGGGUAUCCAUGGCCUGCUGCCUCCCUGUUUCCUCUCUCAGGAUGUGCAAGUGCUUCGUGUCAUGAAAAGUUACGAGACACGCAGUAACCCUCUUGACAAAUACAUAUUGCUGAUGACCCUGCAGGACAGAAAUGAAAAACUUUUCUAUCGUGUGUUGACCUCUGACAUUGAGGAAUUCAUGCCUAUCGUUUAUACUCCUACUGUGGGCCUGGCCUGCCAACAGUAUGGCCUUGCAUUCAGAAGACCAAGAGGACUGUUUAUCACUAUACAUGACAAAGGCCACAUCGCCACCAUGCUAAACUCAUGGUCGGAAGAGAACAUUAAGGCCAUAGUGGUGACAGAUGGAGAGAGAAUUCUGGGAUUAGGAGACCUGGGCAGUUAUGGAAUGGGCAUCCCAGUGGGCAAGCUGGCUCUGUACACAGCCUGUGGAGGAGUGCCACCCCAGCAGUGUCUGCCUGUACUGCUAGAUGUGGGCACUGAUAAUCAGACCCUUUUGGAUGACCCCUUGUACAUUGGCUUAAGGCACAAAAGAGUCCGGGGCAAAGAAUAUGAUGACCUCAUAGAUGAGUUCAUGCAAGCCAUCACUGACAAGUACGGGAUAAAUUGUCUCAUUCAGUUUGAAGAUUUUGCCAACAGCAAUGCCUUCCGCAUUCUCAAUAAGUACCGCAACCGUUUCUGCACUUUUAAUGAUGAUAUCCAAGGCACAGCUUCAGUUGCCGUUGCUGGGGUCUUUGGUGCUUUGAAGAUCACAAAGAAUAAACUCUCUGACCACAAGUUUGUAUUUCAGGGAGCAGGAGAGGCUGCCUUGGGCAUUGCUCACUUGCUGAUCAUGGCAAUGGCCAAGGAGGGUGUAUCUCAUGCUGAGGCCGUGAAGAGAAUAUGGAUGGUGGAUUCCAAAGGCCUAAUUGUGAAGGGCAGAGGUCAUGUGAACCAUGAGAAGGCGGAAUUUGCCCAUGAGCAUCCACACAUAAAGACUCUGGAAGAAGUAGUGGAAACCAUCAAGCCCACAGCUAUCAUUGGUGUGGCUGCGAUAGGAGGUGCUUUCACAGAAAAGAUAAUCAAGAACAUGGCCUCUUUCAAUGAACGGCCUAUCAUUUUUGCCCUCAGCAAUCCCACAAGCAAAGCUGAGUGCACAGCAGAGCAGUGCUACCAGCUCACUGAGGGAAGGGGCAUAUUUGCCAGCGGAAGCCCCUUUAAAAAGGUGACUUUGGCAGAUGGACGCACCUUCUACCCAGGCCAGGGAAACAAUGCCUAUGUUUUCCCUGGAGUGGCAUUGGGAGUCAUCGCCUGUGGUGUUCGCCAUAUCUCGGAUGAUAUUUUCCUUACCACAGCAGAGGCUAUAGCCGACAUGGUUACAGAGGAGCAUCUGGCUGAGGGUAGACUGUACCCCCCUCUGAACACCAUCAGAGAAGUGUCCUUCAAAAUUGCUGUUAAGAUUAUAGACUAUGCCUACAAGCAGGGCAUUGCCUCAUUUUACCCUGAACCCAAAGAUAAAGAGGCCUUUGUUUUGUCCAAAGUCUACAACUCUGACUACGACUCCUUUACCCUGGAUUCAUACAGCUGGCCCAAGGAAGCCAUGAAGCUUCAGAAUAUUUAGAAUAUAAAUCUAAUACCCUCUCCACCCUCUGUAAAGGGAUUUAUUCAAAUCAGUCAUAUGCCUUAUAUCUCAGUUCAUAAUCAUCUGAUGUUAAAAACCCUGCUCCAAACCAAACAGUCCUAAAACGGUAGCUGCACCAACUGGUUUCAGGCAGCAUGUCAACACGAGUUGCUCAUAUCCACUGAGGACUAAAAUGAUAAAAGAAUGCUUACAAGCUUACUAUGUCUUUGCCUCCAGUGACCACCAGAUAAGUGGCCCUAAUUAAAGGGGAAAAGCAUCUCUUUGUUUACAGCUGUUACAAACUCAGAUAUUUGUUAUCCUCCUAGUCUUUCAAUAGCAUUUCAGCAUUUCUAUUCACUUAUCCACUCCAUUUCUUAUGGCAACUGUCACUCCUGGAAAUGCAAAUAUCAGUUAUUUUUGGACUGCAACUGCCAAUAGGAAAAGACAGAAUGCCUGGUUUGAAUGAAAAGGAAUUUCCGUUACUUGGGUAAGGUAGUUAUCCAGUUGAUUGCAGUGUAAAUUAAGUGCUUUUGCUAUUUUUUUAUUUUUUUUACCUGUUGGGACAUAAGUUAUGCUAAAGUUUGUCUGGUUUUUAAUGUAUUGUUGUCAUGUUGCAAUAAGUACUGAACAUUGUUAGCUUGAGACGAUAACCACCUGAGAAGCAAGCUAUUUGUGUUCAUUGCAGCAUGUGGAAUUGUUUUUAUCGUUUCUCCUUAUUUAUCCAUAUGCUUUGCUUAUGCAUAACGCACAACUAUUGAAUUCAAUUUUUGGAUAUUCAGGGAGAUUUUGAAAGGAGAGUGACUUUUAAAUAAACUUUUUAAACAAAAAAUAUUUGUAGAGUUUGGAACACUUUGGACUGAGAGUUAUGGUGGUUAUGAAACCCCACAGUUGUGCACUACAACAUUUUGUUCUGGUUUUCUGUCAAACUGUUGACAACCACAAGAGCUCAUUUGGCUUCCUCUAGGCAAGCACAGUUGACCUAAAAUUUGUUAAAGCAUCAUAAAUUUGAUUCUGGACAAAUAAACAAUAAGCUUCCCUUUAAGAUACAAUAGUCUCUCCUCUGAGUUUCCAAAGGCAUUGGCCUCAGCUCCGCAAACAACAACACCCUUACGAAAAUCGAGAGUUCGUGGCAAACUUGCUGUAAAUUUGCCACUGAUAAUUUUCACAUGCAAAUGUAUGAAAUGCAGGGACUGAUUGCCGACCGGGCCAGUGCCCAGGGGCCCUUGACUGCCCGGGGGUGCCCUGGGCUUUAAGGAUGUGCAAUCUAAUUUGGUGAUCCCCUCAACGCCAUUAAUCUGCGGAUGAAAAAGGAAGAAUCUCGUAAUACAAGAUCUCGCACGUGAGGACAUGUCUGACAGGACGCGCAAGACAAUUCCCCAAAGUGUCUCGCUUUAUCUAAUCUCAUUUGCUGCUUUUGCUCGCUCAAACAGUGAUUCACAUGCAGCGGGUCCGUUGGUGAAGCCAUGUCUAAAGGUGAAGUUGAGCUUGUUAUGAAUCUUCUUAUAACAGGCAUACAAUCACAACAGACUUCCGGAAAUGGGAUUUAAUUUUUAUUUUUUUAUUAUUAAUACUUUAUUAUCAACAAUUAGAAUUUGUACAAGAGUCAUUUCCAUAUUACAACAAAUGAUCAUAUCACAUGCUUCAUAAU
This is a messenger RNA of Xyrauchen texanus (razorback sucker), 3636 nucleotides long. RefSeq names its product malic enzyme 3, NADP(+)-dependent, mitochondrial (gene me3). Lineage: Eukaryota; Metazoa; Chordata; Actinopteri; Cypriniformes; Catostomidae. The record is from RefSeq and is a predicted model, not a curated record. Gene Ontology annotation, molecular function: NAD binding; malate dehydrogenase (decarboxylating) (NADP+) activity; malate dehydrogenase (decarboxylating) (NAD+) activity. The transcript is spliced from 15 exons. Gene Ontology annotation, biological process: malate metabolic process; pyruvate metabolic process. The coding region runs from base 183 to 1988 and encodes 601 amino acids. Gene Ontology annotation, cellular component: mitochondrion.